Messenger RNA from Trichosporon asahii var. asahii CBS 2479, 2061 nucleotides. RefSeq lists its product as uncharacterized. The transcript has 2 exons. The record is from RefSeq and is a predicted model, not a curated record. NCBI's taxonomy places the organism in Eukaryota, Fungi, Basidiomycota, Tremellomycetes, Trichosporonales, Trichosporonaceae. Bases 1 to 2061 code for a protein of 686 amino acids.
AUGGUAGCGAUCCAAGCUGCCCUCGCUGACCGCUGCGACCCAUACUGGAAGACGAUUUGCCCGUGGCUGCUUCCCUCGAACAGAGUACAGGUCGACCCUCUGCUCGAGUCGUACAUCCAGCCUCGCCGUCUCUGCACACCUUCCCCCACCCCCACCAUGUCGAGCGAGGACGAUCCGCAGCCGACAUCAGCGGCUGCGGCCGCCCCUCCUCCUGCAGGCGUGAACGACGCCGCGACCAACUCGCAACCGUCCCUUCCUCCGCCAGCACCGGUUGACAAACCGGCUGACAAGAAGAUGGACAUUGAUACCCCGCCGGCCCCGGCGCCGAAGGGCUCCACCAUCUCGACCGACAGUGACAACUCGGCAGCGGGCAAGUCAAGUAACUUUUGGCAAAGCUCGGUGCUGUCUGCGGAACCCCAAUCGACCGAGACGCUCCACUCACAGCCGUCAUCGACGAACGGAUCGCAGAUCUCUCUCCGUCCCUCUCGCUGGCACAAGGCGCGGUCAACAUCGACCGAGUCGGGUCUCUCCCUCUCAGGCAUGACAACGUUAGGCUCGAUGUACAACGCCGAGGGUUUUCCGAACUACCCGAUCUCGUCGGACGAGGACAAGGACGUCCAGCAGCUGGCUGUUGACGAUGCCGCCAUCGCCAAGCAGAUCGCCCUCACUGACGAAGCAGUCCGCUCGAUCAACGGCACGUCAAGCGUCUUUCAGGCUCGCACCAUGAACAACAUGAUGCCCGCUCCCCAAUCCGGCAACACGUACGAGCUUCCGCGAUCCAUGGCUGCCUUCGUCCGUCGCGGGGAAGGCAACGAGCGUGAGCUUCCUACCGGCCGCUCCUUCGUGUCUUCGGGUUCGUCGACUUCCUCGGAGGAGUCGGAGCACCUGGCGUCGGUCCAGUGGGUUGAGCAGGUGUCGAGACCUUCUCCGACUUCGUACCAGCCGUUCAACCCCAACUACUUCUACGGCAACAACGGCAGCGCGAACGCCGCGAACCAACCACCCAACCCGAAGAUGCCUCCACCUUCCUCAACUGGCCGGACCCCGAUGUCACCGCGUAACCGGAACGGAGCACCGAAUUCUGCCGGUAGCCAACCCGGCUUCCAGCGCAUCCCAAGCACCGGUGCUGCAUCCGCCAGCGCUCCGAACAGCUCGAACACGCCGAACCCUGGCGCGUCCGGCGAGGGAUCAGUGGAGAACGACGACGAUGACCAGACUGUCGGCUUUAACAGGGAAGGCAGCCCUUCAUCGUCUUCGGCUAGCGGCCUCGAUCUCCUGUCCCACGCUGCCGCGCACCACGAGCGGUCCCGCAGCCACUCACACACGAAACGGAAAGCGGGCGCGGAGGCUGUUGCGCAAUGGCGUGAAAGUGGCAUCCCGUCUGGAGCAUCGCGCAUCAACGACAUUCGUGCCGGAUCAGGUGGUUACGACUCGCCUGGAUACGAAAGCACGCCGAGUGACGGACAGCAGGAGGUGCGCGAGCCGCCAGCAAAGCGGCGGAAGAGCGAGCUCGAGGCGCCCGAUGCUCGCCUCGCACAGGCUACCACCAUGGCGAACGAGGAAGGCGAUUCGGACUUCCACACCGAGGGCAGCGCCUCUGACAGCGAGUACCAGGGCGGCAAGGCCAAGGGCCGGCCAGCAACGAAGACGGGCAAGACGAAGCGGGCAACGGGUCACCGUGUGCGUCCGACGCUCCCGGCGCCUGCAGGCUCUUCCUCGCCUGCGCCGCCUGCCAAGGCGCCGCCGAAGAAGGGCCGCAAGUCUUCUCCGACACCGGCCGCCGGCGGCGUGCAGUGCGAGUACAUCAACCCGCUGCCGCCGUACCAGCGAUGCACCGAUGUGUUUACGCGCAAGUACGACAUUCCCCGACACAUGGCGCGCCACGCGCGACGCGAGGGCGACCUUGUCGCUGAGGGCCGCCUCGAGGAGCGUAAGGCUCUCCUCUGGUUGAGCAUAAAGGACAAGCCGAAAAUCCAGUGUCCCGUCUGUAACGAGUCAUUCACGAGAAACGACGCUUUGAAGAGGCACAGCAAGAAGUCGGGCCAUGCGCUGCCCAGCUAG